UUUUUUGGGAAGGCUCCGGAAUUUAAAAGCAGCAGUAACAGGAGCGCUGUGAGAUAACGAGCUCUCAGGUUACCAGAAUGAACUGGGACAAUCAUCUGAGUCACAUUAUCUCAGCAGCAGACGGCAGUGUUGCGAAAAUACGUGAACGCCUUGCCCUUCCCGGAAGACUUUCCAGAGAAAGAGAAGAUGUGUAUCCAGUGAGAGACCUGAGUCACACUACGAGUUUGGACCUUCCUGUACGUCAUCAUAGUGCUGUUCAGUGGACUGAUCUGGCAGCUGUACAGGCCCAGCUUCAUAACCAGCAACAGAAAAUUGAGUCCUUAAUGCAAAGCCUGAGGUCAGUGGAGAGAGAAAGAGAUGCACAGCAAAGACAAAUACAGACGUUGCAAGAGGAGGUGAGAAGGCUUCGGGACAGACUGGAGGACCGGGAGAAGGACAGAGAAAGGAAACACAUUGAUGAAGAAAAGAUACCUACAGUCGAGAUGCGUCUGGAGCAGUGGAAAAGGGAAGUGGGAUGUGAGUUGAGUGCCCUGAGAGGCCACGUAGACAGAGCGAAGUCUCUAGGCAGCCGGGAGGAGAGUUUUAGCUCUAAACUGUGCAGGGAUGAGGUGGAACAACUCAAGAGAGAGCUGGACCUGCUCAAGAACAAGCUGAUGAGGUAUGAGGAGGACGUGUACCAACAGCAGUCUGAAGCAAGAGAAACGAGGAGGCAGUGUGAGCGUAGCUGCAAGACACUGGAAACGGUCACCGAUUCUUAUCGCACACAUGACUUUGAACUUUCCAGGAUCAUCACCCAGUACCAGAACACGCAGCAAGACAUGAGAGAUCUCAGACUUACAGUAUCUGGCUUGAAGGGUGAAGUGAGGAGCCUAAUUCUGAGGGACAGAUUUGACACACCUGCAGAAAUGCCACAGAAAUCAUAUCCAUUAGAGGCAGUUGUGGAAACAAGUUCUCGGAGACAGUUGCUAUCAGACUCAGAUGAUGAAUUAAGUUCCACUCCUAGUCUCGGAGAUGUAAGCUCAGAUGACCUGGACAUAUCGGGGCUAGAGGAAUCAGCUCCAAAACUAAGAAGUCAAGGACACUCGAGUCUGUCUGGAAGUGAUCCCAGCGACCAUGCGAGUGGACUCGGGAGCAACUACAUCAGAGGUGCUUCAGAAAGUUCUCCAGAUCUCAGUGUUUCUGACCUUUGACACUAGAAACAGAAUAAUAACAUUGAUUCCCCCUGCAAGUAUCCAUCCAAGUAGUGACCAUCCAUGUGGUCAGGCGAAAGCGUUUAACAAAAAACUUGAUCUUACUGCCCAAAAUUUUGUGUGCGAUCUUUUUUUUUUUUUUUUAAGAAAUGUACAGAUUUAUAAUAAAAUUUUGCAGAUUAGUGUGAGGCUAUGUGAUGAAAGCCAACAGAUUUUUGAGAUGAAAUGGAAUCUCGUAUUUUUUUUUGUAUUAUGUAGGUGUAAAAGGCAGAGUUUACAGAGGUCUUGUUUAGAUAAUGGCUGGAAAAUGCCUUUUUGAUUUGAGUGACUUGUGUGGUGAAACUUAAUUUAGCUUUGCAUUGCUAUACUGCAGAUUGAGUACCACUUAACCCAGCACACCAUAUGCAAUACUCAGACUGUAGUAAGUUUAUUUUCAGGGUAAAUUAAGCUGAAGUGACUUAGUAAGUUAAUCAGCUGUUUUGCUUAAGUAAUAAAUUAUCAGCUUUGGUUAUGUCCCAUUAAGACAUGAAGCUGUUUUAAACUG
Messenger RNA from Clarias gariepinus (North African catfish), 1734 nucleotides. RefSeq lists its product as uncharacterized. Gene Ontology annotation, cellular component: mediator complex. The coding region runs from base 78 to 1190 and encodes 370 amino acids. NCBI's taxonomy places the organism in Eukaryota, Metazoa, Chordata, Actinopteri, Siluriformes, Clariidae. The transcript has 12 exons. The record is from RefSeq and is a predicted model, not a curated record.